This is a messenger RNA of Haliotis rufescens (red abalone), 1802 nucleotides long. RefSeq lists its product as uncharacterized. Lineage: Eukaryota; Metazoa; Mollusca; Gastropoda; Lepetellida; Haliotidae. Bases 305 to 1537 code for a protein of 410 amino acids. The record is from RefSeq and is a predicted model, not a curated record. The transcript is spliced from 10 exons.
ACUUUCAUUGACUCGUAAACAGCCGGUAAUGUGUUGCUUAGUCUCGUGAUCCAACAGGUUUGUUCGCCUCCUCAAGUGCAGAUUGUCGUGUCGGGGCAUGGGGGAUUUCUCCCGCUCAGGCAUGUAUUACCUUCCCAGGCGGGAUACGUAGUAUUUUAUCAAGAUUACGUGAGCCAAUCAGAUCAACACUCUGACACGGAGGUAAGUUAUAUCGCGGCGUGUCAGCCUAAUGUGGGAGGAAAGCCCGAAGUGAUGCAGGUCUCAGACGUUUACCACUUCGGUGAAAACCACGAGCACGGACGGCAUGGAAAUGACACGAUUUGCAACGGGUUUGACAGCGCUGUAUACAAUAUUUUGCACAAGUCACAUUACUGCUGGAUCCCCCGUGCGGACCACUGUGGACUGUCAGGCGUCUAAAUAUAUCAAUAACUAUCAGAAGAUUUUCUCCAUUUCUAUUGAAAUAUUCAACGUGACAGUCGUUCAGUUGGAAAAAAAGAAAGACCCCGUAGUUGUUCCCAACGACAAAUACACCAUAAGCAACAUUACCGGACAACUAACUGACAAUGAUGUGUACAUCAGAGGAACGGCUUUCCUAGAGUGUGAACUCGCGAGUACUAUAUAUUGUGUUGUGUAUGGCUACUCAGAUUCUGCUUACACACAUGUACGAUUUAAGCCGGAUACUGAAUUUGAUGUUACCUGGGAAAAUGUCUCUAUUACACGAAGAAGGGUUCUAUUCAAUGACAGCAGAUACAUCACAGUUCUGACAUGCGCAUUAGAGGCUGGAUCCAGAACAACGGAGAUGUGGUGGCAAUCUCGUUCGUCUGACGAGACUUUUUUGAAACUUGAUCCACGUUCAUAUAAUGUCACGAGAAGAGUCGGACCUGGUUGCCAUGUGCACGUGCUCAGUGAACUAAGACAGGAGGCAGGCGAAGGGCAAUCGCAGUUCAAGUGCAUGUUUGGAGCUUUUGAAGUGGGAUCAGUCGCAGUUGGAGAAACCAACCAAGAACCUGACAAUAUACUUAGUUCCCAUCUUUUCCUAUCGACGGGGUUCUUGGUGUACCCACAUUUUGUCAUCCUGCCACCUUUCUGUGACUUUCUACAGAUGAAAAACAUCAUUCCGCAAAAUUUCCGAGAUCCAAAAACAACGAAAAGUAGAAAGCGCAGAGCCUGGAUUUCAUUAAUCACGGGCAUUAUAUUUCUUGUAUGGUGGAUAAUUGUGAUUCAAGGUGCUCACACAUCAGGUUACGUUUGUUUUUUGGUUAUGGAAUCAUUGUUCUUCAUUCUUUAUGCUGUUGUCCGACUGCUGCCUGAAAGCUUCGAGAAAGACGGUGAAAGACUUCUCUACAACUGUAGAGUAGCACUAUCCUGCGGAGCUGUCAUAACUCCGGGUAUCUGUUGGAUGAUGAUCAGAACCCAGAUGCAACUAGAUUUCUCCAUACAGGAAGGUGUCUGGUUGGUGGUGACAGCCAUUUCACUCAUCGCCUUCGUUUCUGUUUCCAACAAGAGAGAAUGGAAGUCAUGGGAUAAGCGCAGUUGAUAGCCUUACAGAUUAUUUAAGGCAUUACAUAUGUACAUUUUUAUCUGAGCAAGUCAUGUAGAUAUAAUCCAUGUCACGAGGCUUAAUAUCGUGUCUCAUUUUCUUUGCAAAAGAUAUUCGAUUAAUACAGACUAACAGUCAAAGCUGUGGCUAAAAUUAAAUGAAUUCCCUUUUACGAAACGUCAUCUUGCCUGGCGUUAUACCACUGUAUGGGAUCGCGUUUUUAUGUAUUAUGUGUUAAUAACUGCUCCUUGCGCAAUGGAAA